CAAAACAAUUACAGACAGCAAAUUACCGGAGUCGGUUAUUAUUAUUAGUAAUAAUAAAAUAAUCAUCAUCAUCGACCGGAUAAUCAGUUUUGAAACUAAAUUGGGUGUAUAGGUAAUAAUACAUUGCGGGUAGGCCUAUAAUCAAAAAUAGGGGUCGGUAUCUCUGAAGUGAACUUUAUCUGACACGGAGUUACGCCCCUACACAGUAAAGUGCUUCGAUCUCAGUAUGUGCCUUAGACCUUCCUGCUCAUUCAUUUCGUCUGGAAAAUCGGGAAUGGCGCACAUUCAAACAGUGGCUCUGGUAGGGGCAAGGUGGCUUGCCAACGCCGUCAAAAGUAACCGGGUCGGACCCGGUCUUCGCAUCUUGGAUGCCUCUUGGUAUCUGCAGAAAUUAAAACGCGACGCAAAGAGGGAGUUUAAACUUAAACAUGUACCAGGGGCUGCUUUCUUCGACUUAGACAGAUGCAGCGACCAAACCUCUCCUUUCGAUCACAUGCUGCCCAGUGAAAGCCAAUUUGCAGAUUAUGUGGGAAGCUUGGGGAUCGGGAACAAAACGCACGUCGUGGUUUAUGACACCAGCGACUGGGGCUGCUUUUCUGCCCCGCGGGUUUGGUGGAUGUUCCGGCUCUUUGGCCACAUUUCGGUGUCCGUGCUGGACGGUGGGCUGAAGCGCUGGCUCCAAGAAGGACACCCUGUCACCAGCGGAUACCGCAAGCCCGAGCCCGUCGACUUCCAAGCCGGGAUGAACCGCUCCUGGGUGAAGACGUACGAGGACGUCUUGGACAAUGUGGACCGCAAGGUUUUCCAAUUAGUGGACGCUAGACCGUGCGGCCGGUUUCGUGGGAUCGACCCAGAACCCAUGGACAACACCGAGCCCGGCCACAUCCCUGGCUCCAUCAACAUGCCAUUCUCCUCCUUCCUGGAUCCUUCUGGUCGUCUGCGUCCCACCGAGGAGCUGGGGGUGCUCUUCUGGUCCGCCGGGGUGGACCUGACGCGGCCCAUCUGCGCAUCCGGAGGCUCGGCGAUGACCGCCUGUCUCGUCACACUGGCUGCCUACCUGUGCGGCCACCAGGGGGCCUCGGUGUAUGAUGGAGGCUGGUCCCAGUGGUACGCCAGGGCCCCACCGGAAUACGUCAUCUCCGAGGGGAGGGGAAAACACAUUUUCCGGGGACUGCGGGGUGAGGGGCUGGGGAUGACAGGCUAACAGAUACACAGCAGGUAAACACUCAGUGUGUGACGGCCUUCUAUUCUUUGGACAUGACUUUAGAGUAUCCAGCGUUUUAAAGGUUGCUGAGGUGUUAGAAAGCCUUUGUUAGUAAUGCCUCUGUGUUUCAUUACUGAGUAGAUCACUGACAACAAGAACCCACACUCCAGAGGCUGUGAAUGUUCUGCUAGAGGAUGUCUGUGAUGCUCACUGCACAAUGCAUUUCUAAUUAACGAUAAAGGUUUAUAAGAUCUAAGAUAUUUAGUGCAGAAGAAUGUAUUAUAACAGGGUCUUUGGUCGGUAUUAUUAGAUAAAUGAGGUUUUUUUUUUUUUCAAGCAACAUGCUUAGGAGAGGAAUUUUAUCUGAUGGGGCACAGAGUGCCUGAGGCUCAGACCAAGGUGUGCGUUGACAGUGUUUGGAAUCACGAUCUCUGCAGUGGAGGGUCGUCUGUCUCCAGUGCACAUCCAACAAAACAGCACUGGAUCUCACAACCUUUUGACGUCUACAGACUGGCUUAUGUCAUACAGAAAUUUCAGUCGACGAAAUUCACGUUUAAUUGUAUUAAUUUUUUUUCCACAUGUGAACAAAACACACGUAUGUGAGGGGUCGUUAAAAAGUAUGUCGUUUAUUUUUGGAAAUUAUCCAACGCCUCCAGAACACCCCCAGAGUUCCUCGGUCUGGGGGUCGGGAACCCCCCAUCUGAGCAGGCAGCUGUUGGUGUUUUAAUGCAAGGAAGGAUGUCGUUUUAUGUUGGAAGUUGGUGCUGCCGAAGUGAAAGAAAUGAAUCCAGUAAAUAUAAAUGAGAGAUGGGGGCAGCCAUGCCAGGUGAACCACACGAACAGCCACUGCCGACAUAAAAAUCGAUUCUACCACAUGCUUCCCCUUGGGCCUUUCCUUGAAUCCCUUUUAACGUUAAUUUACUUGGCUCACAUUUUAUUUAUGAUGGAUGCUCCGGUAAGUACGCAGUAAGGUUUGGCUCCCAGGCCCUAGUGGUGUCGGCCUAAACGCAGCUUAUCUGUGUGCUCACGGCUUGUUAUCGGACUCUGAGGACCCAGCCCACUGCCUGGCCGAAGAGAUACUGCAUCUUACUGGAAUGAGCCCUGUCCAGUAUAGGACUCCCCAAUCCACCCAAAACACACGCAGGAAUGAAGGGCAGUGCCUCUGUGUCUCCUGGCUUUUGACCUUUAAGCCAGUGCUUGAAGAAACGCCUGACAAAUUUCACAGCACAGUGGAGUUUUAGUUUCACACCAAGUUUCUCAGAAGCUCUGCCCUUUGACUAUUUGGUCAUCCUGGAAACUCUCUAAUGUCAUAAGUGUCCUUUGAACGUGGACAUUUGUUAUUGUAGGUCAGAAGCAUGGGUCUUUCCUUCAAUUUUCUUUGAAUUAAAUUUCCUUUUAUUUUUGUUCUGGAUACGGAUUAUAUUGGACUUUUUACACUGUAACGUAGGGUUUAAAUAAAUGGACUUUUUUGCAAUCGCAUGAAACAAAAACAGUAUCCUUUU
Messenger RNA from Brienomyrus brachyistius, 2706 nucleotides. RefSeq names its product 3-mercaptopyruvate sulfurtransferase-like. Gene Ontology annotation, cellular component: mitochondrion. Bases 227 to 1204 code for a protein of 325 amino acids. NCBI's taxonomy places the organism in Eukaryota, Metazoa, Chordata, Actinopteri, Osteoglossiformes, Mormyridae. Gene Ontology annotation, molecular function: thiosulfate-cyanide sulfurtransferase activity. The transcript is spliced from 2 exons. Gene Ontology annotation, biological process: transsulfuration. The record is from RefSeq and is a predicted model, not a curated record.